AUGCCAAAAGAAAAAGAACUUCCAUUAAUUUUGUAUUUUUAUGAAAAGGACAAAAGUGUUUCGCUUGAACAAGUUUUUGCUAAGCAUCCCUUAGAAGAAAGUGGGGGAAGAAAUAAAAGUAGAAAAAAUUAUUUUAUUGACCGAGGAGGAGUAAAAUUUUUCUUUCAAUUAGACCAUGUCGAUUUAGAAAGGAGUUGGGGAUUAGAAAUUGGUUUAGAUGAUGAUGACCAAAUUCCUACUCAAUUUAAUUACUUAAUCGUAGAUAAAGUGCUACCCAUCCAAAACUCUGUUUCUCCAAAUUCAGAGGUUAAUAAACAUAUCAAGGAACUUCAUUUUUAUACUAAAAAAAUAAUGAAUAUCUCUAACAAUUUUUAG
Funneliformis geosporum is the source of this 375-nucleotide messenger RNA. The record is from the annotation of a GenBank genome assembly. Lineage: Eukaryota; Fungi; Glomeromycota; Glomeromycetes; Glomerales; Glomeraceae.